Thamnophis elegans (Western terrestrial garter snake) is the source of this 3379-nucleotide messenger RNA. RefSeq names its product immunoglobulin superfamily member 1-like. Bases 296 to 1834 code for a protein of 512 amino acids. The transcript is spliced from 9 exons. NCBI's taxonomy places the organism in Eukaryota, Metazoa, Chordata, Lepidosauria, Squamata, Natricidae. The record is from RefSeq and is a predicted model, not a curated record.
AGAGAAUGUCUCAGAGCCUUAAAACUCUGGGUCUCCUGCAAAUGAUUCUUCAGUUCCUCCAUUUCAACACACCCAUAGAUUGUUGUCACUUCCUCUAUUUUCUUUCUUUCACAACUGUAAGUUUAGAGAAUCAUCAGGCAGAACAAGAAAACGUUUGUCUGAAUUAAGCUGCUUUUGGGGAGGGGUGCAUAAUUCCUGUGGCAUUUCAGCACCAAUCUGUUCCUCUGAGCAACAGGACAGGACAACUCAGAAGACCUAGGAAGCCAGAAGUUCUGCUACCUACAAAAAUCUCAGCAUGAGGCUCGUUUUCAAUCUGAUCCUGGGAUGGUGGCUGACUCAGUAUAGAUGGACGGCUGAAGGGCAAUCUUAUCCCGCACCUUCCAUCUCAGUGAAUCCCAGUAACGUGAUUGCUCUGGGAGAGAAUCUAAGUAUCAGUUGUAAGAAGGAUUGGAACGCAAAAGAGAAAUCCACUUUCUAUCUAAGGAAAGAUAAUAAUAGAUUCAUAGCUGAAGCUGAUACCCAGGACAAUGAGGUUGAAUUUCAUAUUUCCAAUGCUGAAGAAUCACAUCAGGGAAGAUACGAAUGUAUAUAUCGUAUAUCUCCAACUUGGUCAUACUACAGCAAUCCAGUUUAUAUCUUUGUGCGAAGACAAUCUUAUUCCAGCCCCUUCAUUUCAGUGAUUCCCAAAGGCCUGGUUGUCCUAGGAAGAAAAGUCGUCAUCCAGUGUAAACAGGAAUUGUACCAAACUGUAACAUUUAACCUCUAUAAAAAGGGGGAUAUACAUGCACCAACAGCCCAAUUUUCAAAUAACAAAAUGGCUGAAUUCAUUAUUCACAGUGCCCAAGAACCUUAUGGAGGGAUCUACUUUUGUGACUAUCAAAUCUACAAUCAGCAGUACAGAUACGAUAUAUACUCAAAGAUCAGCAGUGAAAUAUAUAUCAACAUAACUGACCCCGGGGUUACAGGGCCUGCCAUCUAUAUGGAACCAAAGGGACAGCAAAUGCUUGAAACAAACGCCCGGAUCUACUGCCAGGGGCCAAAAGGGGGCCUGAAGUAUUCCUUCUAUAAGUCAACAGACUUCAUAGCUUCCCAAACGGCAAAACCAAACAGUUUCUUGGCUGAGUUUUCCAUUUUGGGAGUCAGGAUGGAACACAUAGGAAACUACAGUUGUUGCUAUCAGCUUGAAAAUAAACCCUUUAUGUAUUCAAAGUUAAGUGACCCUCUGCAGCUUCAAGUAAGAGAUCCCGGCCUGACCAAGCCUUCCAUCCAGAUUAUAAAUGAAGAGCAAGAUGCUCCAGAAGCAAAUGUCUCCAUACAGUGCAAUGCAACAGAACCAGAUCUGAUUUUUGCUCUUCUGAAAUCAGGGGAACAGAUAGAUUGCAAAGCUGCACAGCUAGGGGAAAAGGCGGUGAUUUUUUCUCCCCGCUGGGUGAAGUUGGAAGAGACACAAAAUUAUACCUGCCAAUACCACAACAAAAGCAAGCCCUUUGUCUGGUCAAUGCCAAGUGACCCACUGAAGAGUGUUUUUAAAGGUAAAUCCUUAAUAACUCUAUGGACAAGUAUUGGUGCGUGCCUUUUCUUUCUGGCUGUCCUCUUCCUGGUGCUUAUCUUCGUUUUAUACAGAAAAAGAAGAAAAGGUUCUGUUACCAAAGAAAGCAAUGUACCAGCCAAGAUGUACUUAAGCUCUCCCAUGGAGGAAACCCCUGAUGAAGUUUCUUAUGCUGCAAUAAACCACAAUUCACUGAAAAUCAGACCACCAAGCCUUUAUGAUACAGUCCAUGAAUCAUGUAUCUAUGCAACAGUGUCCGAAGAAAGCACUAAGGAGAACCAAUAGGGAAGGCUAUUCAGAAGAGAAGAUCAUUCCGAGAUGUUGGUGUAUCCAUCUAUACUACAGAUACCCAUGUUAGGAUCAUCUUGCUAUAGACAUCCUCCUUCCUCUUUCAUAACCCAGAGAUAUGCUGGGUUCAGGUGAGCACAUAUCCUGCCCAUAAGUGUCUUCACAAGUAGAUUAUUAUAAUACCCAAAACUGCAAAUUGAAUCCUGGCAUUCUGUAGCUCAAGUCCAAUUUUUUCCCAAGACUGAGAUGGGCCAGUAGGGGAAAGAGUCAGACAGGUAGCUGUUGAGAGACUUGCUAGGGUGUUAUGAGUAUCAGAACUCUAUAACCAUAAUCACGACUGGAAGAGAAUAUUUAAGGAAAAACUCCUUCAAUAUUCUGAUUAAUAAUAUAUUUUUAAAAGGGGCCCAUGCAGGAAUAUUUUUGCUUUUAAAUCUGAACUCCAUCUAGAGACAAAUCUAUCAAAACUAUUGAUUUUUCUAUGAAGCCAUGAAGAAGUUUAUGUCUUGUGAAAGCAAGUUAACCUGCACCCAGAAAUUGUUUAUACCCCAUCAACCAGGAUCAUUAUCAGGGUGAAAAUCCACUUUUGCAACUGAUCCUCAGUUCUCAGAUACAAUGAUGGAUCUUUUGAUUCUAGAACAGGGAUAUGGGCAAGGCUGAGUUGAAUAUUCUUACUAUAAUUUAAAAGGUGAGGAGAUUUGUAAUAAUUUCCAUAAACCUUUUAAUAUUUAGAAAAACAGAUUCUGAAAAUAAGAGCUUUCCAACAAUACCAAAACCUACCCUUUGCAGUGGCUAAAUGAUAUUUUGAUUAUUAUAUUGUUCUGACUCUUGUUAAGGCAGUUGUGUCCUCACCUGUGCAGGUUAACAAAAAGACAGAUAAAUAGUUUGAGACUGCUAAUAGGUUAUUAAAUAGCCAGUGGCACUGUAAUUCUCUUCCCUCCUAAAGUGAAGCCACCUUUUUCAUCUCAGGUGUUAUAUCUGGUAAUCCGAUCGCAUCUGGUACAAUAAUGGGAACAUUUCCUUGAAAUUAAAAUGAAUGGAAGUUGACUCACCAUGGCAUUGUAGCAAGCUCAUGGCAACUGUUGAGGAAUGUUUUAACAACAUUGAAGAGAGGAGGACAAUGACUUGAUGACAAGACAAAUUCAGGAUCAUAGGGACAGAAAAUAUAAUUUUUAAAGUGUAAUUGGGGGGUGGGACAGAAGUAAUGUGUGGUUCCUUCUGUUCACUUUGUUGAAAUUCUGUAUGUGUUCCUAAGAAUGGGAAUCGAAUCUGAGCAAGGAUUAGUGAAGCAGGUUUUGUGACCAACAAGCAUAUACAAGUAGGAUAGGCAAGCCCUUUAUCUAACUACAUCCUACCAGAUGAAAGUUAGACCAUGAGUUCUGUGAACUUCCUUGUGGUAAAAACAGUCAAUGCCAUCAGAUUUACACCACCAAGACAUGGUUGAUACAUACUCCUCUGAAGAACUUCCACUAGAAGUUUGUCUUUGAAGUUGCAAAAAAAGUAUUUCAUGAAGGAGCAGUUGGAGAACAAGUAAAUUAACUUACU